AAUCUCAAAGGGUGGGAGAAAGCUGAAAACGAAGUGGCUGAGCUGAAGAAAAAGCUCGAGUCUGCUGCUAAUAAGAACUCCGCAUUAGAAGAUAGGGUAAACCAUCUGGAUGGAGCUCUCAAGGAGUGUGUAAGGCAGCUAAGGCAAGCAAGAGAUGAACAAGAAGAGACAAUCCAAGAAGCUGUGACCAAGAGGACACGGGAGUUUGAAUCUCUUAAAACCCGUCUUGAGAGUCGGAUUGUUGAGCUCGAAAACGAAGCAGAAGCUGCGAAAUCUGAGGAUCUAAGCCAAACAAUUGAAUCUUUAGCGAGGGAGAACUUGAUUCUGAAACACGAGCUCCUUGGAAGAACCGAGGAACUGGAGAUCAGAACAAUUGAGAGAGAUUUGAGCACUCAAGCAGCAGAAUCUGCAAGCAAACAGCAUUUAGAUAGCAUAAAGAAGGUGGCAAAGCUUGAAGCUGAAUGCCGAAAGCUUCGGGUAUUGUCUAAAUCAUCAGAUGGUCAAUCAGAUGGUGGAGAAAGAAUCGACAUGAGUUGCUCCGACUCAUGGGCAUCAGCAUUGAUCGCUGAGUUGGAUCAAUUCAAGAAUGAAAAACCCGUCAAUCGAUCCCUUCAGCCCACUUCUUCUGUUGAAAUAGAUCUCAUGGAAGAUUUCCUUGAAAUGGAAAGGCUUGCAUCUUUGCCUGAGAUACAGGAUGAAACCCGUAAGGAUAUACCUGAAUCGGUAACAGAAGAAAUAGAAGUAUUGACUCAUCGAACUAAGGAAGUGGAAGAAAAACUAGAGAAAUUGCAAGCAGAAAAAGCUGAGCUCGAAAGUGAAGUUACACGCUCUAAAGAAGUGGAGAACACGUUACGAUCAAAGCUCGAAGCUGUGGUUUGUGAAAAAAUGGAGUUGGAAGAUAAGUUGGAGAAGAUGGAAGCCGAGAAAGCUGAAAUGCAGAUAUCGUGGGAUAUAACGAAAGAUAAAUACGAAGAAUCUCAAGUUCUUCUUCGAGAAGCUCAAGCGUUUCUUCAAGAAGCUGAGAUGGAUUUAGAGAAGAUACAAAAGGAGCUGAGUUUGGCUAAUGAAUCAAAAUCAAAAGCUGAAUCUCAGCUCAUCAGCCUGGAAGCAGAAUCACGGAAAACCUAUGAAAAGAUCGAAUCUUUGGAAGAAGACGUGAGAAAAGAGAAGGCGUUAUCG
This is a messenger RNA of Tarenaya hassleriana, 1179 nucleotides long. Its product is annotated as filament-like plant protein 2. The annotation marks the transcript as partial. The record is from RefSeq and is a predicted model, not a curated record. NCBI's taxonomy places the organism in Eukaryota, Viridiplantae, Streptophyta, Magnoliopsida, Brassicales, Cleomaceae. The transcript has a single exon.